Molecule: messenger RNA, 813 nt
Organism: Drosophila takahashii
Lineage: Eukaryota; Metazoa; Arthropoda; Insecta; Diptera; Drosophilidae
Source: RefSeq, a predicted model, not a curated record
CUCUGCGGGAUUGGGAUGGACAACAUCUACCACCAGGACAACGUCCGGGCGACGGUCGCUGAUCUGGACCCGAUGACCCAGUUCAUCCGCAGCAUCUACAACUUGGGCCUGAUCGUCAUCGGAGUGACGGUGGCUGCCUGGUUGCUGCUCCUGAUGACCAACGUCCACCCGCACCACUACCUUCCGUUCCCCGCCUACGUCCUGGGCAUCGUCAUCUUCGUGGCGAUGGUGGCCAUGCACUGCUUUCCCCGGAUAUCCUUCUACUCGCCCAGCAAGUGGAUCAUGACGUGUCUGGUGGUGCUGUGCACCACCGUCGCCGGUUGCUGCAUCAUCGACGAUCUGAGCAUGCUGACCAUUAGUUUGGUAAUGAUCGGCGUGGCUCUGAUCAUCCUGGUGCUCAACUUCUCGGGUGCCAAGUGCCCGCAGGAGUUUCUGCCCGGCGGCGUUUGCUCCACGCUGCUCAUGAUUGUCCUGCUGGUGGUCCUGAUCGUCGUGGGAAUCGCCCAGCUGUGCACCGGGAACGUGGAGCUCCUCGAUGCCUUCGUCAGCAUCCUCUUCGUGAUGCUCAUCAUCGCGAUACCCAUUCAGGCGCAGUUCAACCACGGCCGUCUGGAUGUCGUGGAGGUUGUGCCGAGGGAGCAUCUCAUGGUCUGCACCCUGACCUUGUACCUUCACUCUAUGAUGUUCUUCUGCUGCGUUUGCUACUUCAUCCUGGUGGAUGAGAGGAAGGCCUCCACGGCAACAACGGUGGAUCCAAGAGAAGGGAUGACCCUUGAGAAUGACUUUGAUUGAGAAAUCCUGGUGUCUUCGUUU